This is a messenger RNA of Exaiptasia diaphana, 2692 nucleotides long. RefSeq lists its product as uncharacterized. Gene Ontology annotation, molecular function: oxidoreductase activity, acting on paired donors, with incorporation or reduction of molecular oxygen, reduced ascorbate as one donor, and incorporation of one atom of oxygen. Lineage: Eukaryota; Metazoa; Cnidaria; Anthozoa; Actiniaria; Aiptasiidae. The transcript has 8 exons. The record is from RefSeq and is a predicted model, not a curated record. The coding region runs from base 1 to 2292 and encodes 763 amino acids.
AUGAAAGAGCCGAAGAAAUGGAAAAAUAUCCUKAUAUUUUAUUUYAUAACACUSCUCAGGCGGACAACAUUUGGUCAAUUAUCGUUGCUCAAACCAGCAACUUUUGCUCCRUCGUUYACUCUCCCAACUCUCGAUGGAAGAGUCACUUUCCUCAAACGGCACAAGAAUGACACAGUACCUCAACACCCAAUAAUCUUGCACGCCUUCACGAGUAGAUCAGCGUUUUUGGAAGCAAUAUGGACAGAUAAAGAUUCCCUGACUAAYUUCCUGAAGCAUUCUCCAAGAAAUACAAGAUAUGUUUUCAUAUCUCUCGGUGAUAACGCAAAAGAGGAUGCAACGUGGAUGAGAGAUGUGCUCAACACAACCAUUCAUCAAUAUUAUAGUAAAGUUUCUUCGACGAGUUCCAGUUCUGACUGUGAAAUUGAUGCGGACGAUGAGUUGAGAGAGCAGCCAUCACUCUUGACUGUACAGCAGCUAAAAGAACGAAGGAAACAYAAAAAUCGUCACCAUAACCGCCAGCCCUACCGUCUACCUUGCUACCGUCACAAGAAGCCMUUCUGUGGACGACAUAAAAGCGAAUGUCAYAAGUCCCAGGCUAUUGAAAAUUGGAAAAAACGCCUUCACUUUGUCACUUUGCCAAUGUUUCAACUUGGGAGCUAUAUACCGUAUGUGCUGGAUCACUGGCAGUGUUUUGGGUCCAGCUGUGCACUUCCACAAGUUGCUGUCAAAGACAAAGCAGGGGAUAUCAUCAGUGUAGUCGAACGUCUUGAUGCGCGUUAUGAUUGGCUGCCUUCACCGCAUACAUUUUCACACCGUCACUCAAUGCUUAAACUCAAAUACUAUGGUGACGCCUGUGAGUUGAGCACGGAGGAUCUUUCGCGUGCUCAUUCCAAAGAUAAACUGAAAGACAAGAAAAAAUCAAAGAAACCCGGCAUAAUAGCACUCGUCAUAGCCGGCAAAUGCUCUCUUUACAGAAAGAUUAGAAACAUGUCUCAAGCAAAGGCAGCCGGCAUUCUCAUUAUUCAAGAGGCAGAAAAGACUGUGAAAGAAUUGACUUGUUCUGGUAAACACUGCUACUUUCCGCUGAGGAUUCCAGCGUCUAUGAUAAGACACACAGAUGGCAUGGUCAUCAGGAAGCGACUCCUAGAUGGCGAAAGUCUCCACGUCUCGUAUCAAUCUACUCCAACGGAAAAUUUCUUCAUGGCUAUUGACGGACAAGGGAAACUGGCUGAAGUGGGACUGUUUCUUUACCCUUCCAUGAUGUUUCUUGGCUAUGAAGCAAAAUGGUUUAACUACAAGACAGAUCUCAUCCAUAAUCUAACUGGCAGUGCAAGGAUUAUCAAAGUGUUUGACCACGCCCUGAUGAAGGGACGCGAGGGUGCUGUGGCAACUGUGAAACUUCCACCAAUCAAAGAUUUGAUGCUGUACAGGAACGUUGAGCUCGACAUGAAGCUUCAUUGUGAAGGUGAUAACGACUAUGACUGUCCACACUGGGAUCACGUGGUACGUCUAACUGUCUGCUGCAACAAUGACAGUGUAUUGUGCGAUGAGGAAAUUGGUCGGUGGAUUACACCUUACAGAAGAAAUAUUGGACACUGGCUAACAAAGAUAACGCCACUUUUACCACUCUUUACUUCUGAACGAUGUACAUUCAGGAUGAGGCAUCCAUUCUGGGAACGAGCGUGGAAACCGUCGUUAGACAUUCGUCUGUCUGACCACAUCCACUAUUCCAGACAUCAUUACAGUAGUGCCGACGAAGAUGAAUUUAUCGUACCGUACAGAGCAUUGAAACUCUUUGAAGGAGGAAAAUUCGACAAGGAUUACAACACACGUUACCAAACGAUACGUUUUAAAGUUCCACCAGAAACAGACCGCGUAAAGCUGGUAGCAACUAUUACCGGUCAUGGAAGUGACAACAAUGGAUGCGCCGAAUUUUGUAUUACAUCGCAUCAUUUUAUAAUCAACGGUAAACCAAACGUACGAGUGUUUAAGAACGCCGCUACCGCCAUGGGGUGCGCUAAUAGGGUCGAAAAAGGGGUGACUCCCAAUGAGCACGGCACGUGGUUGUAUGGACGGGACGGGUGGUGUCCAGGUCAAGAUGUCGUACCAUGGGUUGUCGAUGUUACAGAUCAAGUUAUCAAAAACCGCGAGUUAUAUAACACGAUUAAAUACUAUGGAUGGUUCAACGGCAGUGAUCCCAAUCCAAUGAGAAACCCAGGAGAGAUUCUCAUGACAUCGUUUCUUAUAUUUUAUUUACCGUCCGACGAUAUCGAAAGAAAAGACUAUUUAUAAUAGAAUAUUAUCUAUAAACCGUUUUUAUUUUAUAAGAAAAUUACUGAACCUGGUUUCAGUUUUAUUGCGUUUGAGGGAUGACCACAGAAAACUCAUGAAAACUGACAUACAAUAACAYAAAUACAAAUACAUAACUAGAUUUGUUCAGUUCCGUUCUAGUUUAACAACAAUACUAAAUUGUUGGCUGCGACGGAUUUUGUUUUUUUUCUUCAUAUUUUCGUUUUCACGGGUUUAGUGCUGUGAAUAUAACCUCCACAGGAUGGGGGCUUUGGAACAAUAUAUUUUAUAAAUAAAACUCGUAAACUAACUGAGAGUUUUGAUUGCUCGCAAGCAACAGGCUGUCAAGCCUUUUGUUAAUAUCUAUUUUCUUUUACCAUGUAAAACGAAACACUGAGAACAU